GCUUCCAGUGCGGAGGGUGGCGCGAUCAGUGAAUGGAUCUUCCAGGAUGGUCAGUUCUUUGGCAUGGAUCAGGCGAGCGGCAUUGUUUUCGUGUUUGAAGGCAGUCAGGCUGGCCAACUCUGGCGCCAAGCCGCUAGUCCUGUCUGCGGCGGCGGCCUCGAGGGCGGAGCCAGCAACGUCUCUGCGAGGAAGCUCAGCAACGAGCCUCACGAGGUGCGCAAGGGCAGGCAGUUAGCCGAAGUUCUUGCCGACAUUGCUGUGAAG
Messenger RNA from Prorocentrum cordatum, 264 nucleotides. Lineage: Eukaryota; Dinophyceae; Prorocentrales; Prorocentraceae. The record is from the annotation of a GenBank genome assembly.